Molecule: messenger RNA, 3252 nt
Organism: Gloeophyllum trabeum ATCC 11539
Lineage: Eukaryota; Fungi; Basidiomycota; Agaricomycetes; Gloeophyllales; Gloeophyllaceae
Exons: 18
Coding region: 1-2517 (838 amino acids)
Biological process (GO): retrograde transport, endosome to Golgi
Cellular component (GO): GARP complex
Source: RefSeq, a predicted model, not a curated record
AUGUACGCGACGCGCACCGACGGACCCCUCCCCCACGAGCUCAUUCUAUCUCUCCAGCGCGUGCUGAACAUCCAGGAAGCCGAGGAUGACCCGCUUAACGCGCUCGCCGACGACUUCAACCCGGUGCAAGUGCUCAACUCGUACUUUCCGGACGAGGCGUCGCUGGCGAAGAUAGAAAGCGUGCAAGCUAAACUCGCCCAGGAUGAGGAACAACUGCAGAGGGAGAUCGACGCGCUGCAUGAGCAGCUGCGCAGGGAUCAGAAUCCGAGGAGGAUGCAACUCAUCCAGGAGAUGAUUUCAGAUCUGCUGGGACAAAUGUCCCGCAUUCGCGAAAAGGCCGCAGAGUCCGAAGCAGUGGUCAGGGAUAUCACAAAGGACAUACAAGUCCUCGACCUCGCGAAGAAGAAUCUCAUACUGAGCAUGACGACAUUGAAGCGGCUGCAGAUGCUCGUGAAUGCGCUCAAUCAACUGGAGGAGCAGGUCGCCGAGAAGAGAUAUGAUGAGAUAGUCAACAGCUUAGGCGCAGUGAAGGAGAUCUCGGCAACUUUCAAGUCGUACACCUCCAUCCAGCGUAUAUCUCAAAUAUGGAGACGCAUCCAAGAAAUUCAAGGCGACCUCCGAACCAAGAUCGACAAAGACUUCGAGGCAUUCCACAUGCACACCUCCGCCUCCCCCUCGCACCAAACCCUCUACGCCGCCUGCCUCUGCGCCGACCUCCUCGGCCCCGACGUCCGCGCGCAGCUCGUCGACCGCUACGUUGCGCUCCAGCUGCGCGAGUACCGCCGCAUCUUCAAGGCGACGGACGAGGCGGGCGGGCUUGACAACGUCGAGCGGCGCUUCCGCUGGUUCGGGCGCGUGCUGCAGGGGCACGACGCGGAGGCGGCCGGCGCGUGGCCCGAGGAGUGGCGUGUCGGCUGGGCGCUCGUGGCGAAGUUUGUCGACUUUACGAGGGAGGAUAUGGUGGGCCUGCUGUCGAAGGCAGGGUCGGCUCUAGACGUGAAGUUGCUCCUGGAUACGCUACAGCAGACGCUCGACUUUGAGGCGUCGAUGGCGAGGAAGCUCGGUGCCCCGCUCAAGGAGAUCCUCGAGGCGUCGUCGCCCUCGUCCUCCCGCCCGAUCAGGCCAAUCUCCUCGGCAUUCGAGCCGCACCUGGGCGUAUUCGUAGACGCGCAAGACAAGGCGAUCGCGAACAUGCUUGCCCCGCAUCUGGCCUCCAAGUCCGCUAAACCCCGCCUCUCGAUUGACACUGCGUCUGCCUCUGAGCACGGCGACGAAGCCGAGGCGCCUCCAGUCGUAGUCCUGCCGUCGUCGACGGAGCUGUUUUACGUCUAUCGGCAGAGCCUCGAGGCGUGUGCGAAGUUGUCCACCGGGAAGACGCUGUACGACUUGGGAGAGGUGCUGAAGAAGUGGUUGAGGACGUAUGCUGAGGACGUGUUGAUUGCGGGCUUGAAAAAACCUCCUACUCAGCCUCGCAAGUCCACGGAAACGCGGUACGACGCGAACGAGUUGAAGAACGCCUGCAUGCUCAUCAACACUGCGGAUUACUGCCAACGGACAGCGGCAGAGCUCGGAGAGACUAUACGGGAGAAGAUCAAUGACGACUUCAAGGAGAAGAUCACGUUCCAGGCUGAACAAGACAUCUUCGUCAGUGUUGUUUCAGCGGCCAUAGCAGUCCUGCUCAGGGAACUGGAAGCAGCCUGCGAGCCCUCGUUCUUGACUAUGACCCGGACGUCUUGGGCGAACUUGAACCAGGUGUCCGGACAAUCGCCUUACGUGCCUGACUUAGUCAAUGCGAUAGAGCAGGUCGUCGACAUGGUCAAGCCUAUGGUGGAGCAGAAGAAAUACUUCCGGAAUUUCUUAGACAAAGCUUCGAGUCUUAUUCUGACACGGUUUACCAAUGCACUCGUUAAGAGCAGGCCGUUGAAGGAGAUAGGCGCCGAGCAGUUGCUGAUAGACUUGCAGGCAGUCAAAGCUUCACUGCUGAAAUACGCCGGCGAUUCGUCAUCCAGUUAUGCUCGGAGCGUCACGAAGAGCACCACGAGGCUGGAAGCGCUUCUGAAGGUCAUCGUAACACCCAUCGAUCCUGCGGAUGGUUUUAUUUUGAAUUACAUUCUACAGAUCGGCGACGACUCCUUCUCCAACUUCCAGAAAAUUCUGGAUCUGAAAGGUACGCCGAAGACCGAACAGAACAGUUUGUUGGACACCUUUGUCACCACGACGAGCACCAAACGGGACCUGGAAAGCACCUCUUUCCUGUCUUCCCUUGAUAUGGAUCCACCUGCGGCGUCCCAAACAGCCAGCCUGAUGAGCCCCAGCGGUAGCCGCAUAAACCUGCCCAGCUUGCUAGUGGGGAAGGACGGGCUCUCCGGUCUAGGAUCCCCUCCAUUGCCAAGCCCUGUCCCCAGCAUCGAGUCUCAACCGAAGCCGGAAGGCACGCCCCAAAAGCGCGACGUCUUCAUGGAUGUCAGGCGUCUUGUCAGUUUCGGUUUGAGAAGAGAUACCGCGCCUCCCUCCUGAGUACCACGUAAUGGGUGGGAAAUGAGUAGCGACAUGCUGGCGAGGCCAGGCAAUGAUUAUCCUCGUUAUUAUACAAUAACCCCAAUACUCCCCGGAUUAAUGCCGUUUUCUGCCCUAAUACACCGUUCGGAUAUUGGAUGCGCGGCUAGCUAGAUUGUAUUGUAAAGAUACAAGAUGCGGUGAGCACGAUAUCAAUGCAGUGUGGUAUAUGUUACAAGUCCUUGAUCCCGGAUGCCGUACACCCAGAGAAGAGUUGGUUCGUAGGGAAAGACGUGGGCAAUUCGUGAGCUGGCAUCGGGGUCAGUAACAGGAGCAUAGUUCGUGGACUGUUUCGAAGGAAGGAGGUCGCUGCGCCAAGCAAACCUCUGGUACUGAUGGUUAGGACGAGCCAUCGGGAAUGCCUAAUCGUAGAUGCAAAGAAAUAUAGCACUGAGUUCGGGCACAUGCACGCAAUGCCACAUUGGCGAUGGCUACCGCGGUCUAAUCAUGCCCGGGACGUAUCCGGCCGGCUUCCCAGAUGAUGAGCUAGGUCGGGGACCCUGCGGUCGAGCUUGGGUAGACGUCGAGCCUCCCGGUGCUCUCCCGAGCAGUUUCUGCGCAAUUAAGGGCGGGGUGGCAAACAUGUUUGUGGAAGAUGGCGUCGGAGGCAACGGGGGAUGGGGAGGUCGGUGAGAGCCGCUCGUGCGUCUGGAAGGGCUUACAUCCGAGUCACCGUCAUCCGGAUGACGGAACUGG